This is a messenger RNA of Pollicipes pollicipes, 3439 nucleotides long. RefSeq names its product di-N-acetylchitobiase-like. The coding region runs from base 114 to 1478 and encodes 454 amino acids. Gene Ontology annotation, molecular function: chitin binding; hydrolase activity, hydrolyzing O-glycosyl compounds. Gene Ontology annotation, biological process: oligosaccharide catabolic process. The transcript has 8 exons. The record is from RefSeq and is a predicted model, not a curated record. NCBI's taxonomy places the organism in Eukaryota, Metazoa, Arthropoda, Thecostraca, Pollicipedomorpha, Pollicipedidae.
GCGCAGAGCGUGUCUGGCGGCCAGACCCGGUUGGGGUGCCGAGUGGGGUGCGGGUGGCGUGUGGUGGUGACGCGUCGCGUUCAGGGGUACGUCUGCCAACUGACGAAGGGGCGAUGACGGCGCGGGGCCGGACGCUGCCGGUGCUGGUGCUGGUGCUGGCGCUGAGCUGCCUGCGCCCUGCCGCCGGCAUCUACUUCUUCAGCCGAGACGACGGUGUCGCGCCGUCGCCGCUGCCGCCGCCGCCGCCUCCGGCUCAGACGGCCCGCUGUGUCUGCUCGCUGGCCGAGUGGUGUCAGCCGGUGACCCAGCCUAAAGUGGAGCUGAGCGAGGUGUUUGCGUUCGUGCUUAACACCACCGAGAAGACGUGGGCGACGUUCGACUGGGACAAGCUGACUGCCAUCGUGCUGUUCGACUUCUUCGAUCCGCAGAUCGUGUGCCACGCGCACCGGCACAAAGUGCGCGUCCUGCACAACGCCAACUUCCUGAAGGCGAACGUUACCAACGCCACCUACCGGGCCGAGUGGGUGGCGCGCCAGGUCAGCUUCACCCGGCUGCACUACCUGGACGGUAUCAACAUCGACUUCGAGGACCCGGUGGGCGCCAAGGAGCCGGCGCGCGCCGCCUACGUCCAGCUGGUGAACGAGACGCGGCGCGCGCUCACGCGGUUCAACGUCCAGACAGUGCUCACAGUGGACGUGCCUUGGUCACCGGACUGCAUCGACGGGCGCUGCUAUGACUUCGUCGGCCUGCACAACUUCACCGACAUGCUCUUCGUCAUGGGCUACGACCUGCGCAGCCAGGUCGUCUCCAAGGAGUGCCUUGCGGGUGCCAACGCACCGCUGAACAGAACUCUGGCCGGAGUGAGGAAGUACCUGCAAAUGGGCAUCAGCGCCAACAAGCUGGUGCUCGGCGUGCCCUGGUACGGCUACGACUACCACUGCCGCAACGUCACACACAACGGCACUGUGUGUCAGAUCGACCGCGUGCCGUUUCGUAACGUCAACUGUAGCGACGCGGCCGGCUCCGAGCGGCCGUACAGCCGGCUGGCCGUCUGGAACCGGUACGCCCUGCAGCGUUUCUGGUCCAACGACUCCCAGUCGCCCUACUUCAAUGUCAAGUUCGAGGGCUGGAACCAGACGCACCAGGUGUGGUUCGACAACGCCACCAGCCUCACCUACAAGUACAUGGGCGCGGCGAGCCUCAAACUGCGCGGUGUCGGCAUAUGGGCGGCCAACUUCCUGGCGGCGGGCAACUCGUCCGAGGACCGGACCGAGCGCGACCUCAUGUGGGGCGCCGUGCCGCGCUGGAACUGGCAGAGGUCCGGCGGCGGCCCGCCGCCGUCGCCGCCGCCGUCCGCCGCCGGCCGGCUGCGCUACCAGCUGAGGUCGGCGGCCCGGCGCGGGGUGGUGCUGCGCCUGCUGGGGUGGCAGAGCCAGCCGGCCGAGCGACAGCAGCCCUGGCCAAUCAUCAGCGCCUGACGCGGCGUCAGGCGCUGAUGGAGGCGAGGCGCGUCUGCUGGCGGGACUGACGGGACUGGUGGGUGGACUGAAGAGUAUGAUGGGACUGUUGGGUUGACUGAUGGGUCUGGUGGGUUCACUAACGGAUGUGAUGGGCGAACUGAUGGGACUGAUGGGAUUGAUGGAUGGACUGACGGGUCUGAUGGAACUUACGGUUGGACUGACGGGCGGGUCUAAUGGAUGGACUGGUGGGUCUGAGGGAUGGACUGGCGGGUCUGAUGCGUCGGCUGGUGAUACUGAUGAGCGGGCUGAUGGGUCGGCCUGACAGGGCAUCCAACUGCAGCUGAGCAGCAAAGCCUCCCUCUGGCACGACUGUCCACGGUGGGACUGCGCAGCUGAUGACUCUGACCUGUCCCGGCGCAUGUGGUCUGCGGUUUGACCCGUGGCCCGUCGGAGGCCGCGUAUGGAACCGCUACCCGUCUGGUCUGCAACGAGGCUGUGGACGCCGGCCCGAUAGCCCCCAGUAAAACACCGCGGCGCUGAGAUAGCCCCCAGUAAAACGCCGCGGCGCUGAGAUAGCCCCCAGUAAAACGCCGCGGCGCUGAGAAUGCGUGUGUCGAGGUGCCUGAGACUGAUGCUAGGGUUGCAGCGGAUGUGUGAUCGAGGUGCGACAGCGGGACGAAGCCUGAUGAGAAGCAUGGACUGGUAUUAGCAUGACCAGUGAUUUGGACCCAUGAACCUUAUCCCAUCGUAUAAUGAGAUCGAGCUUGCACAACAUGGAGCGAAGACGGCAUGCCAAGUUUAAAUUGUUUAGGUAUUAGAGGCAUCGGUUUGCACAGUGUCUGACUGCCGAUAAAGAUGACUUUUACUUGUGAUUAAGCGCCACUGAUGUAUGCAUUAGUUCUUAACGUACAUGUAGACAAGUGCAGGUGACUUUUUGUGUCGGUGACAGGUCUGCGCUCAGUACUGGAGUACCUAGCGAGCGCUUAUGCGGAUGAUGAGGGUCCGCCCCUUUUCAUUCCGUUCCCUUGGCUUUGGGGGCACCGGGUGCGUGAAUGCAAAAACAUGAACAGGUUCCGAUGCUGUGCGUGAUGUGCUUGAGAUUCCCGACUCUUCCGAACGUUCGACUCAGGUACUGGUGGCUUACCGGCGGCGAGCGGCAGUCGUCGCUGUGCGCUCGCGCUUCUGGCUGAGCAAAGUUUAGUUUUAAGUUUCGCUGCCGCGUAGUUAAGUGUAGCUUAUAGAGCGACGGCAGUGUAGUCCCGUUUCGUGUAAUGGUGGGCGUGUGCUUCGUAGCACACACCCCGUGCUGCUGAAGACCCUGGUUGCGAGGCCCGGUGUUGGGAGCCCACCCCUGCCGGUCUGAGGCUGAGGUGCCCAGUCGCCACUCUAGAGUCGCGGAGUGAUGACUAGUGGGCAGGAUGCCAGGUCACUUGCCAUGCAUGGUAAACUUCCAGGGUAAGCACGGCAUUGUGUAUGUACUCCACGGUGUUUUGUGUUGCGGAUGGGGCCGGCCGCACGGUCGGCUCAUACUCGACGUCUCCCUUGCUGUAUUAUACUGGUUAAGUCGGGAUGCGUCUGUGGUAACGCCGUAUUCAGGGGCAUUUUUGUAAUAUGUGUACAUGCUGGCGGCGGUAAAAAUGUUUGCCUAGGUGUAUUGUCAUCGGGAUGACAAUUGCUUUCGUAAAAAGCCAUCUGAUAUAGCGCGUAUCACUCCGAUGCGUCAUUUUCCCAUAUGUGGCUGACUGGCAUUCGACAGGCUGGUGCGAUAGGGAACUCGGGGCUUCCGGACGCGGCAGCCGUCUGUGUCUUUGUGACGCACGCCAGAUUGCGGGAUUUCACGCGAUGAUUACAAGUGUUAGGUGUGUCAUCUGAACUGAUGCUGAACAGAGGGUAGAGUGCUGUAAGCUGAGAGAGCGUGCCAAGUUCUUUCAAAAUGUACUUGCCAUAAGGAGGAAUGAAUAAACCGAUAUCCGAGUACG